UGCGAGGAUCCAAAGAACCAGUAGUUGCAGCAGCUGCAGUAGCACCCAUGAAGCAGCCAGUUGCAACACCUGUCCAAAGAGCGCCUGUACUUGAGGAGUGGCAGGUUCCUCUGAAGUACCGUAGGGAAACCAUUACAGAAGAAGAGAUUGAAUUUAUUAAUAGAGGAGGCCCUGCAUAGAAAAGGUGCUUUAGAAAUAGUUAAGCCUGUUUUAAUGUAUAUAUUGGCAUUUAUUUUUAUGUUAAGGGACUAUGUUAAUACCUGCACAGUGUAAACUAUGUAUAAAAAAAAUAAAAUACAAUAAGAGAU
Messenger RNA from Penaeus monodon (black tiger shrimp), 308 nucleotides. RefSeq names its product 28S ribosomal protein S36, mitochondrial-like. NCBI's taxonomy places the organism in Eukaryota, Metazoa, Arthropoda, Malacostraca, Decapoda, Penaeidae. The record is from RefSeq and is a predicted model, not a curated record. Gene Ontology annotation, biological process: 2-oxoglutarate metabolic process.